AAACAUCCAUGUGCCAUCCAUAUUAGCUGACAUGACCACAUCGCACAUCUUGUCCGCCGUGGAUCCCACAACCGGACUCAGUGGCAAUGUGACGACAAACGGCGGCGGUGGUGGCACUGCCGGGAGUGGAUCUCCCCAGCACAUAAGCCACAAUGGCCAUGGACACGGCCAUAAUCAUGGACUGGGAGGAGUGGUGGCAGUGGCCGCCGGUGGUGCCAGUGGAUCCGCCGGUAAUGGUGGUCACCGUGUGGUUGGUGGAGCCGGAAGCCCCAAUGAAUUGGAUCGCAAUCUGCGCGUCUCCCUGGACGAUAGGGAGCUGUGGCUGCGAUUCCAGAAUCUCACCAACGAGAUGAUCGUCACCAAGAACGGCAGGCGCAUGUUUCCCGUGGUGAAGAUCAGCGCCUCCGGACUGGAUCCCGCCGCCAUGUACACCGUACUGCUGGAGUUCGUCCAGGUGGACACACACCGCUGGAAAUACGUCAACGGCGAAUGGGUCCCUGGGGGUAAAGCCGAGGUACCGCCCUCUAAUCCCAUCUACGUACAUCCCGAGUCCCCCAAUUUCGGAGCCCACUGGAUGAAGGAGCCCAUUUCCUUUGCCAAAGUGAAACUGACCAACAAAACCAAUGGAAACGGACAGAUAAUGCUCAACUCCUUGCACAAGUAUGAGCCACGAGUGCAUUUGGUUCGCGUGGGAUCCGAGCAGCGUCACGUGGUGACCUAUCCGUUUCCAGAGACCCAGUUUAUAGCCGUGACUGCCUACCAGAACGAAGAGGUCACCUCGCUCAAAAUCAAGUAUAAUCCUUUUGCCAAGGCAUUCCUGGACGCCAAGGAGCGACCAGACACACUGUAUCCUCAUGACACACACUACGGAUGGCUAAUCCCUCCACCCACUCACUACGCCUCGGCUGCAGCGGCUGCCGCAGUAGCUGCACCGCCGCCUCCGCUGCCCAUUGCCCAGAGCCAUGGCCUGGUGGCACCGUGUCCCAGUGUCUCCUCAACCUCUUCAGGAGUCUCCUCCGUGGGAGGCACUUGCGACCGCUACGGGCGAUCGCUCUCCGGCAGGAGCUCAGUACCCACUCGGUCCACUCCGUACAGCCGACCACGGGUUGUUUCUGGUUCUGGAUCCAAUGGAAGUGCUGGAAAUGGAUCCUCCACCUCACCACAGCCACCAUCGGCUCCGCAAACGCCCACCAGCCUCCAAUCCACCUCGACGGGAUCGGCCUCCGGCUCGGUGAGCACAAGCGUUGGUAGCAGCACCGGCGGAGUUGGAUCCGCAGCCGGAGCCGGUUGCUUCAGCAGUUCCUAUUCCCAGUCUGGCUUCAUGCCAGUGGAGGCCAGUCCCACGGCCUCAGUGUUCUCGUAUCCCAGCAGCUGGCAGAGCAAUGGAAACUAUUGGAACGCCACCAGCGUGCCAGGACCCAUGCCCAUGAAUGUGUGCAGUAGCCGUAAUAUCUCCACCCACAACUCGCCUUCGCCGACGAACGGAUCCCCCAGCUAUACAACCUCGUCGCCCAGCUACACAAUCCACCACCUGACGCCGCACAGCCAUCAGUACAACAUGGCCCAGACGGACAUCUACGGAACGGGAGUGGGUGUGGGAGUGGGCACAGGUGCUGGGGCCUCGGGAUCCCCGCAAGCGGCGUACGGAGCCACACACCAGGUGUACCAUCCCACGCCCACCUCACCCUCCCACCAGUUGUACACCAAUGCGGUAUUGAACGCGCCCACGGCACUAAGCUAUCCGGCCAGUGGAUGGCACAACGGCUCCGGGGCCGAGUAUGGACUCUAUCAGAAUGCCGCCGCGGCGUACUACCAACCGGAGUACAUUCCACUGGAAAUUGGUUACGCCGCCCAUCCGCUAGAGCCCGUUGACGUGUCCAAGACGCUGGACGACCCCCAGGCUGCCAUGUACAAGCCGAGCGAUGAGCAGAGCUCCGUCAUCACCCUAGAAUGUGCCGGAUCCGGCCUGAAGGGCUCUCACAACGACAUCAAGCUGGAGACCGUAGAGCGAGGCGCCGUUUCCGGUUCCGUUCCCACUGCCGUGGUUAGUGGCACGGCGGCAGUAAGCGCCGACACCUGGACGCCUCUCACCCCGCCCCAGAGUACGCUGCAGUAGGCGAUUUGGAUCAAGAAUAUAGCGGAAGAUGCAGCACAGACCCCAGCCUUUAGACGCAUGACCCCAUGGAUGUUCGAUAAAAUUAGAAUUAAUUGUUUUAUUUUAGUGAAGCUAUAACGAUAAUGCACAAGAAAUCGGUCCAAUUGUAGAAAUAUAUAUAUUAUAACAAAUAUACGCUAUAAA
Drosophila bipectinata is the source of this 2299-nucleotide messenger RNA. RefSeq names its product T-domain transcriptional activator brachyenteron (gene byn). The record is from RefSeq and is a predicted model, not a curated record. Lineage: Eukaryota; Metazoa; Arthropoda; Insecta; Diptera; Drosophilidae. Gene Ontology annotation, biological process: regulation of transcription by RNA polymerase II; heart morphogenesis; cell fate specification. Gene Ontology annotation, cellular component: nucleus. Gene Ontology annotation, molecular function: DNA-binding transcription factor activity, RNA polymerase II-specific; RNA polymerase II cis-regulatory region sequence-specific DNA binding.